Molecule: messenger RNA, 1101 nt
Organism: Plasmodium vivax (malaria parasite P. vivax)
Lineage: Eukaryota; Apicomplexa; Aconoidasida; Haemosporida; Plasmodiidae
Product: 40S ribosomal protein S24, putative
Exons: 2
Coding region: 486-887 (133 amino acids)
Biological process (GO): translation
Cellular component (GO): ribosome
Molecular function (GO): structural constituent of ribosome
Source: RefSeq, a predicted model, not a curated record
GGGGGCACUUUAGCACGGUCAUAUGAGAAAAAAAAAAGAGCCAUUUUUGCUUAAGGUGAAAAUUUUAUUUUGGCGAAAUUGUGGCUCAGUCAACAUUUUGCGCACUCCGCAGGUGGUAUACUUCUGCGUAAACGUUGCAGGAAAAAAAAAAAAAAAAAUAUAACAAAAUAAAAUAAAACAAAAUAGGUAAAAGAAAAAAGAAAAAAUAAUUACGAAUUAACGAGUUAACGAAAGAGCCAUUUAGUAACAUAACGAUUUAUCGAGUAGCCAAACGAAGCCAAAGAUAUCGUAAAAGUAAAACCCCCGUUCGGCCGAAAUACCAAACCGUACAGUUUUUCGCGGCAUCCUUUUUCGCAAUUCGCCAACCCACGCGGGGAUACCUACACUUUAUUGUGCCUCCUGCGAAAGCUUCGUAAGAACUGCAUUUUCAGUUGGCGAGUUUUUUCUCAAUUCUGCUAACAGCGCGUUGAACGAAGAAAAACAAAAUGGCGGAGCAAUUCACAAUUCGCGUAAAGAAAUAUAUGAGCAACCCCCUGCUGCGAAGGAAGCAGUUCGCCCUGGAAAUACUACAUCCCAACAAGGGCUCAGUGUCGAAGAAGGACGUAAAGGAAAGGUUAGCGAAAAUGUAUAAGCUGAAUAAUGUCAACACAAUUGUGCUGUUCGGAUUUAAAUCCCUUUUCGGAGGUGGAAGAACCAAAGGGUUUGGCCUGAUUUACAACAGCGUGGAUGCCGUGAAAAAAUUUGAAAAGAAAUACAGACAAAUAAGGGAGGGGUUAAUAACCAAGGAGAACAAACCAGGACGCAGGGCAGCCAAGGAAUUGAAAAACAGAAGAAAGAAGGUACGCGGUACGGCCAAGACCAAAGUUUCAGGAGCGAAGAAAAAGUAAACGCAUCAGCCCCCGCACUUUUGCGUAUUCGUACUUGCAAAGUUUUGUGUUUCAUUUUGGCAAAGUUACACAGUUGGUUGUUUAUGAUUUUUAUUUUAUUUCCCUCUAAUGGCCUUUCUUUUUUUUUUUUUUUUUUUUCCCCAUCACUCCACACUUCUUUUUUUUCUUCCCUCUGCUUUGCCACUAACAUUCACCAUGUUAUGCUUACCUAAUG